GGAUGAGCAGGUUAAUCCUCUUUAGUGCUCGUCGGUCAGCCCCGUUGGGGGGCGGGCCAUGCAUCCUCUUUGCAUGUUCAUCUCCCUGCUUCUUUUUCCCGUAGAGUAAUGCGAGAGAAGGGGGGGUGAAAGAUAUUUUUUUCGUUUCAAAGGCAUCCUAUGCCGCAUUUAAGUGCGGAUACAACGCAGCGCUUCCAUAGAUGAGUAGAUGAGCUUCCUGCCAUGGUCCGUUCGAGGCGCGCUACCGCAGUCACAGGGCUGAUCGCCGUGUCGCUCUCGCACAUCUGCGCAGGCCUGAAAUGCUUGUGUGAGCUGUGCGCCAACCACAUGUGUGAGACCGGGGUGGGCGGGGCCUGCUGGAACUCGGUGACGCUCGUGGACGGCCGGGAGGAGGUCGUCAAAUCCUGCCUGUCCCCGCUAGAACUGAAGGGCCAGCUCUUCUGCCAUGGCUCCUACAACGUGUCCAAGAGGAGCUGCUGCUUCACCGACUUCUGCAACAACCAGACACUGCGCCUGCAGCCAGGUAGCGUGCAGGUUCAGCUCAGGUGACUGCAGCUCACACAUGAUCCGUGGAUCCAGUGACAUCACCAGGUCAGCCAAGGGCAGCUGUUGAGCGUCGGUGAUUUGGCUGGUUUAUAAAUAGCCUGGAGUGUGCUGGUGUAUUGUGAUGAUCGCGCUUGUGACGACGACGCACCCAAAGGGUUAAUGAUCUUGAAAUGCAAAACGUCAUUGCAUUGGCCGGGAAUCGAACCCGGGUCUCCCGCGUGGGAGGUGAGAAUUCUACCACUGAACCACCAAU
This is a messenger RNA of Brienomyrus brachyistius, 799 nucleotides long. Its product is annotated as activin receptor type-1C-like. Gene Ontology annotation, molecular function: transmembrane receptor protein serine/threonine kinase activity. The record is from RefSeq and is a predicted model, not a curated record. Gene Ontology annotation, cellular component: membrane. Lineage: Eukaryota; Metazoa; Chordata; Actinopteri; Osteoglossiformes; Mormyridae. The coding region runs from base 223 to 549 and encodes 108 amino acids. The transcript is spliced from 2 exons.